ACACGUUUAAAAACGGGACCAAAACGUGAAACACGACACAGAAAGUUGUUAUACGCGUUUUAUUUGGACAUAUUAAGACUAGAUUCAUUCGCAGAAACAACAAAAACAUUUUGCCGCUAAACUUAGCGCGCUGAAGUGAUCCGAAACGGCAACAGUGGGGUAUCUAGUGGCGGCCUUCUUCGUUGCACGCUUUUCCGAGGGGAGUUUGGGGGACCUGCUUUAACAGAAACACCCGGUAUAUAGUCCCCAGAAGGCUGUCAUUGCCCAUUUCUUUUUUCUUUUUGAGAGUAACUGUACUCUCCAAAAAGGGAGUGACAUAUGUGGAAAGAAAAAGGAGCUAAAGUACACCCUUUUUUCAAGAGCGUAGAGAACUAAUGUUCUGUCAUCGAUACCGACAACAACACCAACCCGGAUCCUUUCGAUCCUCCUCAAACGAAAGCCGUGCCAUGGAAACCACAGGGCCUGACAAAGGGGCGGCAGGACACAGGGCUGUAAGGAAAAACGACCCUGAUUACCCUCUGAAUAGAGGUGUGUGCAUCAUCAUCGAUGUUAGAAACCCUACACCCGUUACGAUACCGGGGUCUCGCAGAGGACAGAUAGCCAUUGGAAAACGUCGUGACAGCUCACUUGUGGACAAGCUGCAAAAGACAUUUGAGCAGUGGGGAUUCCAGGUGAAAGUUUAUGUUGACCCUGCGACAGAGGAGUUGUUUAAAAUCCUGAAAAAAGAAGCGAAGGACAACUGGGACAUUGUGGCCUGUUGUUUCCUGACAUUUGUGCACCCGAUGACAGGUGACCUGUGCACCCAGAACGGCUCCGUGAGCAUAAAAGACCUCACGGAAACUUUUGACGGAGCAAAUGCUUCCAACCUCUUGGGCAAACCCAAGCUCUUCUUCAUCCACACGUCGAAGAGAAGCCGAGAAAUGAGCGUAUGCAGCGGAUUCAGUGACACGACGUCGAGAAAUACAUUGCCGGGCGAGCCUGAUUUCUUCAUCUGCACCUCGGGACAGCAAACAGAAGGCAAGGAGUCUACCGACGCAUUCAUUGAACAUUUCUGCAAAGUAUUCGACACGUCUGCCAAGACCAUGGAACAACAGGACUUUACAGCGUUACUCCAAGAAGUCAACAGGGAACUUCUCAAUGCUGCAGUCGACACGAGUGAUAUUCGGUUGCCUUCCCACAUAUCAAGCCUCACAAGGCAGUUGUACUUCCACAGGGUGUCUGAACAGUCUGGGUCCUCAACGAGAGUUCCAGAGACUGAGGAGACCAAGAAAGAGGCAAUCAUGCACGGAACCCUGAAAGGAAGCCAGAAAGAACUUUUAGAGAUGACUACGCCCGGUCGUUUCAUCAGCCAAGCCAAGCCGGCUUGGCUACGUCGGCUGGCAACGUUUUGGAAAAUGAGGAAAACACGGCUUGGCUUCAAAACUCCCUACAUGUCAUGAUCUAUCUUCGAGAAGAACGUGGUUUCGUCAUGAAGGGCCUCAGCAGGGUCGUCGACACCGGAGCAGCCCUGCUCUUCCUGAAGCAGAUAUCGAAUCCAUCUGCAAAGGAUCAAUACGUAAACUAUCGAUAUAAUAGAUCCGCGUAUGUUGGAUAUACAGUGUCAUUGACUUGACGUCGAACAUGCGACAACCAUGCUCUUUCGAUAAUCCAUGGUAUGGUACGAAUAAAUACGUCUAUAUUGAGAAUUGUUAUUGAAUAAAAUAAGGAUUGAUA
Messenger RNA from Ornithodoros turicata, 1713 nucleotides. RefSeq names its product caspase-7-like. Gene Ontology annotation, molecular function: cysteine-type endopeptidase activity. Lineage: Eukaryota; Metazoa; Arthropoda; Arachnida; Ixodida; Argasidae. The transcript has 7 exons. The record is from RefSeq and is a predicted model, not a curated record. Gene Ontology annotation, biological process: proteolysis. The coding region runs from base 375 to 1439 and encodes 354 amino acids.